GAUAUGUAUUUAAGGAAGUUUCGAAGCAAGAACCAAUGGACACAACCAUCAUAUAUGACCUAAUAAUACUUACUCCCAUCAUGAAUAAUUAAGACCCAAAAAUCAAUAUCAGCACACCACACAACAUAUCUAUUAGAUUCACCUAUAAAUAAUCUCAUCCAACCAUUACUAUUUUUCAAAUUAAUAAAUUAAUUAAUAAAAAUGGAGAUGGGAAACAAGAAUAGCAACAACAACAACAGAGGAGGAGGAAGAACAGACAAGUACAGAGGAAUACGACGUCGUCCGUGGGGAAAAUAUGCUGCAGAGAUUCGUGACCCAUCAAGGAAUGGUGCUCGUUUAUGGCUUGGAACAUUUGAAACUGCAGAGGAAGCUGCACGUGCUUAUGAUCGUGCUGCUUUUGCUUUUAGGGGCCAUUUAGCAAUUUUGAACUUUCCCAAUGAGUUUCAACACCAACAACAUCAUACUACUACUUCAAAUAAUCCUCAACAACAACCUCAAACUUGUUCUUCUUCUUCUUCUUCUUUGGUUUCCAAUAAUGGUGUUAUUGAGUUUGAGUAUUUGGAUGAUAAGUUGUUGGAGGAUUUACUUGAUUGUCAAAAUGCUACAAACCAUGGAAAUAAUAAUUAGUUGUGGUCCUAAUAAUUAAUAAUAAGAUUUUAUUGAA
This is a messenger RNA of Cannabis sativa, 664 nucleotides long. Its product is annotated as ethylene-responsive transcription factor ERF098-like. Gene Ontology annotation, molecular function: DNA-binding transcription factor activity; DNA binding. Gene Ontology annotation, biological process: ethylene-activated signaling pathway; regulation of DNA-templated transcription. Lineage: Eukaryota; Viridiplantae; Streptophyta; Magnoliopsida; Rosales; Cannabaceae. Bases 202 to 627 code for a protein of 141 amino acids. The transcript has a single exon. The record is from RefSeq and is a predicted model, not a curated record.